Dendrobium catenatum is the source of this 2529-nucleotide messenger RNA. RefSeq lists its product as uncharacterized. The record is from RefSeq and is a predicted model, not a curated record. The transcript has 4 exons. Gene Ontology annotation, biological process: intracellular signal transduction. Bases 211 to 2121 code for a protein of 636 amino acids. NCBI's taxonomy places the organism in Eukaryota, Viridiplantae, Streptophyta, Magnoliopsida, Asparagales, Orchidaceae.
UGUUGCUGAUUCAACAAAGAUAUCAAGCAGAUCGUUGGAAGGAAAGAAGAAAUUACCUGCAGUCUUUGACCCGCUCUCACCGCUAAUCUCUUCAUAAGUUCCCAAAUUUUCUCAACGAUUACUAAACUAAUCCCGAAACAGAGUCUGCUCCACCCUUCCACACCGUUACGAUCCCCUUGCUAACGCUUUCUUGAUUUUUGCCCUAAAUCCAUGGGGCAGGAGGAGCUCAGCGACGUCUCUCCUCUCUCCGAAACCGAUCACAUGGCCGCGAAUCUCUACAAAAGCAACGAUAAGGACUCCGGCGCCGGCGAUUCGCCGCGAAGCGAAGAUUUGUGUGUGAAGAACGCUGCAGAUGAGGCGGGGAAUAACGUUUCGAAACUUGAAACGCUCCUGCGUCCGCCGUCUCAUUUCCCGCAGCCGGAGGCGCCGGCUGGGCUGAUGAGGUCACCUUCGAGCGGCGACGAAAAUUACCUUCCCCUCGAUCGAUCGAUGUCAUUGACAUCGUCGACUGCCAUGGACAUGGCAUCGUUCGGAAAGUUUAUCCGAGACAGGGGAAAUAGCUUCUCUGCCGCAAUCGUGAAGCGGAUCUCAUCGCUGAAGGAAGGGGACGAUGCGGCAAAAUCGGUGACGGAGUUCCAUCUCUCCGGCCUUAAGGUCAUCGUCCGCCUCAAGGAUGAAGAGGACGAUGGCGAUUAUGGGGACAUUAAGGGUCGAAUCAGCUUCUUCUCUCGCUCCGGAUGCCGAGACUGCGGUGCCGUUAGGUCAUUUUUCCGAUCGAAGGGGUUACCCUUUGUAGAAAUCAACGUAGACGUGUUCACGGAAAGGGAGAAGGAGCUGGUUGAUCGAACGGGUGGUGUCGCCGUUCCGGCGAUCUUCUUCAACGAGAGGCUCGUCGGCGGGUUGGUGGCUCUGAACUCGCUGAGAAACAGCGGUGAGUUCGAGCGGAGGAUGAGGGAGAUGGCCGGGAAAAGGUGCCCUGACAUUGCACCGAGGGUUCCGGUUUAUGGAUUUGACGACGAAGAUGAGGCAAAGGAGCGGCGAGAGGAUGCCAUGGUAGGGGUGAUUAGGGUUUUGCGGCAGCGUCUGCCGAUUCAGGAUCGGAUCACGAAGAUGAAGCUCGUCAAGAACUGCUUCGCCGGAGCCGAUAUGGUCGAGGUCCUCAUCAACCAUCUCGAUUGCAGCCGGCAAAAGGCGGUAGAAAUUGGAAAAGAACUAGCAAGGAGGUAUUUCAUACACCAUGUCUUCCGAGAUAACGACUUCGAAGACAGUAACAACCAAUUCUACCGCUUUCUUGAGCACGACCCGUCCAUUUCUAAAUGCUUCAACUUUAGAAUCACAACCAACGACGACCAACCGAAACCAGCCCUCGCCGUCAGCCACCGCCUCACCAAACUGAUGUCCGCCAUCCUCGAAGCCUACGCCUCCGAAGAUCACAGCCACCUCGACUACAAUCGCAUUGGCUCCAGCGAGGAGUUCCGAAGGUACACGAAUGUUGUGCAGGACCUUCAGCGUGUGGACAUCUUCAGCCUUUCGACGGACGAAAGAACCGCCUUCUUCCUCAACCUUUACAACGCGAUGGUCAUCCACGCCAAUAUAAGGAUCGGCCGCCCUGGGACUAUUGAUCGGAGAUCUUUCUUCAAUGACUUCCUGUAUAUUGUGGGAGGAUACCCUUACUCGCUUUCAGCCAUUAAGGACGGUAUUCUUCGAUCAAAUCGCAGGUCUCCUUACUCCUUUGUUAAGCCUCUUAGCUCCUCCGACCGCCGCUUGGAGCUGGUGCUUCCGAAGGUGAAUCCUUUGAUACAUUUUGGACUCUGUAACGGAGCGCGGUCGAGCCCAAGGGUGCGCUUCUUCUCGGCCCAAGGUGUGGAGGUUGAACUACGGCACUCUGCUAGGGAGUUCUUCUCUAAUGGCGGACUGGAGGUGGAUCUGGAGAAGAGAGUCGUUCAUCUUACUAGAAUCAUCAAAUGGUACAGUGCAGAUUUUGGACAGGAUAAGGACAUUCUGCAAUGGGUUCUGGGCUACCUGGACGCAAACAAAACCGGGCUCUUAACGCAUCUUCUGAACGAUGGAGGUCCAGUGAAUAUAGUCUAUCAGAAUUUUGAUUGGUCCUUGAACUCUUAGAUUCUCAGCUCAAAAUUUUUCUGGAUUCAGCGAAGAAGAAAGUGAAGAAUCCAAUAUAGUAGUGAAAAAGAAUUUUUAACGCAACAAGUUAUUUCCAUAUAUGCUGCAUUAUUAAAGCAUUGGUGCUGCUUCUGAAGAAGCAGAAUUUAGGACGCGUUCAAAUACUACAGGUAAAGCGUAUAAAAUCUCUGACUAUAUAUUCUUCUAUGAGGAGUGUUUAGGAGAUGAUUUUUGUUUCUCUUCUUUUCUCCCUGGAAAUACCAACCAGUUUGCAGUGGAUUGCGCAUCUUGUUCCUUAUGCUUGUAUGGAUGAAGAUGCCAUAUGGGAGUGUUUUGUGUGCCUAUCUAAUAAAAGUUGUGAAUUUCUAUUUUACAAGUGAACUAUUUAAGAAGAGAUUAUAUAUAUAA